UGUGUUAUUAGGGCAUAGGCACACUUUCAACACCGGCUGAAAGUGGACUGGUCUUUUCGGGGACGGGGAGAGGCAGACGGAUAGCCGUAGCUUGCUAGCUAACACAUUGAUGGUAGUCCAGGCUGGGAGGAAAGUGGAUGAAAAUGUCGGAUACCAAGGUAAAAGUUGCAGUCAGAGUCCGACCCAUGAACCGGAGAGAAACGGAACUGCAUACGAAAUGUGUGGUGGAUAUGGAGGAAAACCAAACUGUUCUGCAUCCACCGCCUUCCAACAAUAAAGGAGAAAACAGCAGGUAAAAACACAUUUACACUUAUUCAACAUCCUGAUAUGUCUUUAUUAUAUAUUGUUUUAUGCCU
Molecule: messenger RNA, 356 nt
Organism: Oncorhynchus gorbuscha (pink salmon)
Lineage: Eukaryota; Metazoa; Chordata; Actinopteri; Salmoniformes; Salmonidae
Product: kinesin-like protein KIF13A
Exons: 2
Coding region: 138-296 (52 amino acids)
Biological process (GO): microtubule-based movement
Molecular function (GO): microtubule motor activity; microtubule binding; ATP binding
Source: RefSeq, a predicted model, not a curated record